AUGGAAGUGGAAUUGUUUGAUGUAUGGGGUAUCGAUUUCAUGGGCCCAUUCGUGAGUUCUUAUGGGCAGAAGUAUAUAUUGGUUGCAGUGGACUAUGUAUCCAUAUGGUUUGAGGCCAUUGCUUUGCCUCUGAAUGAUGGCAAGAGUGUAGCUAGUUUUCUGAAGAAGAAUAUAUUCUCAAAGUUUGGCACACCCAGAGCUAUUAUCAGUGAUGGUGGUUCCCACUUCUGCAACAAGGUUUUCAGUGCGCUUUUGACCAAGACAGAUUGGGCACGAAAGCUAGAUGAUGCUAUAUGGGAAUAUCAGACAGCUUUCAAGACACCUAUUGGUAUGUCUUCAUAUCAAUUGGUGUUUGGAAAGGCAUGUCAUUUACCGGUUGAGCUUGAGCAUAGAGCAGUCUGGGCGUUGAAGAAGCUAAACCUCAAUUGGAGCAAAACUGCAAACUUGAGGUUGGAUCAGAUCAAUGUGAUGGAUGAGUUCUGUCUGAGAGCCUAUGAGAGGUCGGCACUGUAUAAGGAGAGGAUGAAGCUAUAUCAUGACAAGAAUAUUGAGAAAAGAAGCUUCACUCCUAGUGACUUGGUUUUACUCUUCGACUCCAGACUUCGUCUGUUUCCAGGCAAGUUGAUAUCCAAAUGGUUCGAACCUUUUAAGGUCACACAGGUGUUUCAAUCUGGUGCUAUUGAGAUGGAAAAUGAUAAAGGCGAGAGGUUCAAAGCUAAUGGCCAGAAAAUCAAGGUAUAUUUGGGUGUUCUUGAGGAUGUGAAGAUUGUAGAGGAAUGCAAACUUGAUGAAGUCUGA
Messenger RNA from Solanum tuberosum (potato), 798 nucleotides. RefSeq lists its product as uncharacterized. The record is from RefSeq and is a predicted model, not a curated record. The transcript is spliced from 2 exons. NCBI's taxonomy places the organism in Eukaryota, Viridiplantae, Streptophyta, Magnoliopsida, Solanales, Solanaceae. Bases 1 to 798 code for a protein of 265 amino acids. Gene Ontology annotation, biological process: DNA integration. Gene Ontology annotation, molecular function: nucleic acid binding.